CAGUCCCGCCUCGCGGCCCGGAAGUGCGCGCGCACCGGCGAGAUGGUGGCGGCGGGCGUCCCGCUGGGGGUCCUGCUCCGCCUCUGCCGCGUGCUGUUGUUCCUCUCCCAGUUCUACAUCUUGUCGGGCGGGGGAUCCUUAAAUUUAGAGCAGUCGCAGCCGCUGGCUCAGUCAAUAAAGGAUCCGGGCCCAACACGUACUUUCACAGUAGUUCCCAGGGCAGCAGAAAGUACUGAUAUCCCACCUUAUGUGAUGAAGUGUCCAAGUAAUGGUUUGUGUAGCAGACUUCCUGCAGACUGUGUAGAAUGCAGGACAAAUUACUCCUGUGUCUAUGGGAAGCCUGUCACUUUUGACUGCACAGUCAAACCUUCUGUUACCUGUGUUGAUCAAGACUUCAAAUCCCAAAAGAACUUCGUCAUCAACAUGACUUGCAGGUUUUGCUGGCAGCUUCCAGAAACCGAUUAUGAGUGUUCCAACUCCACCAGCUGCAUGACCGUGUCCUGUCCUCGGCAACGCUACACUGCCAACUGCACGGUGCGGGACCACAUUCACUGCUUGGGUAACCGUACUUUUCCAAAAAUGCUAUACUGCAACUGGACUGGAGGUUAUAAGUGGUCUACUGCUCUGGCUCUGAGCAUCACCCUUGGGGGGUUUGGCGCUGACCGUUUCUACCUGGGUCAGUGGCGGGAAGGCCUUGGCAAGCUCUUCAGCUUCGGCGGCCUGGGGAUAUGGACGCUGAUAGACGUCUUGCUGAUUGGCGUUGGCUACGUGGGACCAGCAGAUGGCUCCUUGUACAUUUAGCUGCAGCUCCGAGCUUCAGAGGAGCAGUGCUUCCCAGUCUCUUUGCCUGUAGGAGUUGAUGUGCUGUGAGUAAUGUAUUUGUAUGUUUUUAAUGUACAGCAUCUGUACUUUGCCUGCCUUGAUAAAGGUAAAAUAAUAAAAAAAAAAAAAAACACCGAA
This is a messenger RNA of Prionailurus viverrinus (fishing cat), 960 nucleotides long. RefSeq names its product TM2 domain containing 3 (gene TM2D3). The record is from RefSeq and is a predicted model, not a curated record. The transcript is spliced from 6 exons. Lineage: Eukaryota; Metazoa; Chordata; Mammalia; Carnivora; Felidae. Bases 43 to 801 code for a protein of 252 amino acids.